This is a messenger RNA of Styela clava, 651 nucleotides long. The record is from RefSeq and is a predicted model, not a curated record. NCBI's taxonomy places the organism in Eukaryota, Metazoa, Chordata, Ascidiacea, Stolidobranchia, Styelidae.
GACCCAUGGAAUAAAAUUGGGUCAAGGAUUUUGGACUUGGGUUACGACGUCGGUAAGGCAUUAUUUGGGAUCAAGCUAGAAAACAACAAGCCGACUUCUCGUCCCGAAAAGAGGCGUGAAAUUUCAACUACCAUACAACCGAAUUCAGAACCAGUCUCCAUUCAAUUGAUCCUGAUAAUUGUCGGUUCCGUUGGAGCAUUUGUGGUUAUAGCGGUUGUGAUAGGAGUGUGUAUUUAUAGUAAAAUGGGAAAACCAAGACAGCAUGAAUUUAGAGAAAGUUUCUCUAUGCGUUUUUACAACAAGAGUAUUACACCGCGAACACUACAUGUUCCUUCUUCAAUGCAUUUUGAUACGGCCGACCUUUCACACAUCCCACUACCCAAGGAUUCAUACCAGUAUCUAUCGUCCAUACAACACCCACACAGUAGACAUCAUAUGGUUAACAUACCAGACGAGUUUACGACUACGAGUGUUGCCGCCGCAGAACCGAGUUACAUAUACCCAGAAACACUGCCUUCUCCAAGAAUGAACUUAGAUUCUGAACAAUAUCUGCCACCGAUAAUACGUUCAGGUCUGGCAUCAUCCCAUAAAACAGUGAAUAUGAAUGGCGGGCACGGUAUGAGCUCACCUAUGUUGCCUCCCAUGUUCUGA